Oppiella nova is the source of this 516-nucleotide messenger RNA. NCBI's taxonomy places the organism in Eukaryota, Metazoa, Arthropoda, Arachnida, Sarcoptiformes, Oppiidae. The record is from the annotation of a GenBank genome assembly.
ACGUCGGUUCAGUGGCAAAACGGCCAGAAAGCGGAUCUCGACUACGAGUACAAAAUCAAGUCUUCCGGCGAUCAGUUCCACCACGAAAUGGACGCCAAACUUAAGGCUUUCGGCCGAGAGCUAAGACACUCGGGUUUGCUGCGUCUCUCGCGCCGCGAUCUCGACCUCAAGUCUCGCGUUCUGUCCGACGGUUCCCAAGUUUAUGAGUUGGACUCUCAGCUGUCACGUGACCGCCAGUCGCGCCUCGCCUUCGAGACGCCGGCGAUUGUGGCGAAAGUGGCGGCGAAUGCCUUCUCAGCGCCCGCUUUGAUGGCAAUCGACAUCUCUUCGCCCAUUAAUCGCUUCCAACACAAGACUGACAUCGAGUUUGUGCCCAAACUCUCGCUUCUCGUGAAGUCCGACACCAAAAGAGACAACAGAAACCUUCUGAACUUCCAGUCGCACCUCUCGCGCACCGUCCCCUCCCACGUGAUGAUCGUCUCGGAGCCCAUCGACGGGCGCUUCGAUUUGGAUCUC